UACACCUUCCAAAUCAUCUAAACUCCUCCAUCAACCAUGAUAGGCUCUGUGGUGCUCCACACUCCUCGAAGCUUGUGGCGUUCUGUGCAUAUCUUCUUGGUCACUGAUCAUAAACUGUCACAGAUUACAGGACCUAGCUAGUAAGUAGCUAGCUCAGAAAAUGAAGGCACUACUUUUUCCCUUGAUAAUUCUCUUUGCUCUCUGCACUGUUCAGGCAUUUUCUCAAUCACCUGGAGGUCAUCCGCAAAAGCCCAACAACGACACCAUCCUGAGGAUCUCCAAGCAACUAUGCUGGGGCUGCAUUGGAGAGUCACUCCAGUUCUUGUUCCAACACAACAUGGUUAGAGCAGCAAAGUGGGAGAUGCCACUCAUGUGGGAUUUCCAGCUCGAGAGGUACGCACGGUGGUGGGCCGGCAUCCGAAAAGCCGACUGCAAGCUGCAGCAUUCGUUCCCGGAAGACGGGUUCAAGCUGGGAGAGAAUAUUUACUGGGGCAGCGGCUCGACGUGGACUCCGAUCGACGCCGUGAAUACCUGGGCUGCUGAGGAGAAGUACUACACUUAUGCAACGAAUACGUGCGAGGCGGGUCAAAUGUGCGGGCACUAUACUCAGAUUGUGUGGAAGAGUACGAGGAGAGUCGGGUGUGCUAGGGUUCUGUGUGAUGAUGGAGAUGUGUUUAUGACUUGUAACUAUGAUCCGCCUGGUAAUUAUAUUGGUGAAAAGCCUUAUUAAGUGUUCAUUCUUAAUGUGAGUUGUGUGGGGUGUCGUGAUGUUUGGGCUUUGAACUUGAUGAUUGUCCUUCUGUCCUUCUGUGUAUCUUUCUGUCAAUAUUUGUGUAUGAUCAACUGCUCAUGAUAUUAAGCAUGAG
This is a messenger RNA of Fragaria vesca subsp. vesca, 866 nucleotides long. RefSeq names its product pathogenesis-related protein PR-1-like. Bases 161 to 730 code for a protein of 189 amino acids. Lineage: Eukaryota; Viridiplantae; Streptophyta; Magnoliopsida; Rosales; Rosaceae. The record is from RefSeq and is a predicted model, not a curated record. Gene Ontology annotation, cellular component: extracellular region. The transcript has a single exon.